AUGGCUGAGGGAGAAUUUAUCCCGGGAAUUGCGGAUCCCGCUGCCGGGGAAGGGCGGGAAGCGCCGGGAUCCGGCCGGGAUCGAUCCAGGAUCGAUGGAGCAUCCGCCCGGAAAGCCGAGAGCGCCUGGAGGGCGCCGGGAAGGGCGGGAAGUGUCCCUGAGUGUCCCCUCUGUCCCCUGAGUGUCCCCAAGUGUCCCUGGCUGUCCCUGAGUGUCCCCUGGGUCCCACAGAAGCUCGAGGGCUCCAAGAGCCGGGGGCAGCUCCUGAUCUUCGGUGCCACCAACUGGGACCUGAUCGGCCGCAAGGAGGUGCCCAAGCAGCAGGCGGCGUACCGGAACCUGGGUCAGAACCUGUGGGGGCCGCACCGCUACGGCAGCCUGGGCGCGCUGCGGGUGCGCUCGGUGGUGUCGGGGCCCUGCGCCGCGCACAGCCUGCUCAUCACCGCCGAGGGCCGCCUCUGGAGCUGGGGUGAGCCGGGAACGCGGGGUGGAGCGCGGACAAAAUCCUGGGAAACGCCCCAAAACCUGCCCCUUUAUCCCAAAACCCACCUCUUUCUCCCCCAAAUUGUGGGAGAGCAUUCCCAAGAUCCCGCUUUUCCCCCCGAUCCCGCUGUUCCCGCAGAGAGCGGCUCCGUGUUCGCCUUCGGGGAGAACAAGCUGGGCCAGCUGGGGCUGGGGAACCAGACGGAUGCCGUGCCCAGCCCCACACAGAUCCUGUACAACGGGCAGCCGAUCUGCAAGCUGGGCUGCGGUGCCGAGUUCAGCAUGGUGAUGGACUGCAAGGGGAACCUGUACUCCUUCGGGUGUCCGGAGUACGGACAGCUGGGGCACAAUUCCGACGGGAAGUUCAUCGCGCGGGCGCAGCGCAUCGAGUACGACUGCGAGCUGCUGCCGCGGCGCCUGGCGCUCUUCGUGGAGCGCACCAAGGACGGGCAGGUGCUGCCCGUGCCCAACGUGGUGGUCCGGGACGUGGCCUGCGGAGCCAACCACACCGUACGGAUCGGG
Molecule: messenger RNA, 1005 nt
Organism: Parus major (Great Tit)
Lineage: Eukaryota; Metazoa; Chordata; Aves; Passeriformes; Paridae
Gene: RCC2
Product: regulator of chromosome condensation 2
Exons: 6
Source: RefSeq, a predicted model, not a curated record